AUGACUUCAAAGCAGCCCGUAUGGGCCCCAAGCGACAUCGAAUCAACCAACAUUGUCAAGUUUUUGAAGCAUGUCAACAAGAAGCACAACUUGAAACUUAAGACAUAUGACGACCUUUGGAAAUGGUCAGUACAUCCAGACAGUCUAGCGAAGUUUUGGGGUGAAGUGUGUGUUUUCCUUCGGAUUUUGCCAGCCUCAGUGAAACCAGGGGAUGUUCUACCGGCGAGUGAUAGCAGCGGCACAAGAGAGCUGCCUCUAUACCCCCCACCCAAAUUCUUCCCUUCGGCCACCUUCAACCUUGCCCAAUUCAUCCUCGCCAAUCGAAACAAAGGGCAAAUCGCCAUUCACUUUGUCAGGGAAGGGGUGCCAGGUGUCGAGGAAAUCAGCUGGAGGGCCCUGGAAGAACGCACAAGGGAAGCGUACGAUGCCUUAGUUGGCUACGGGAUCAAAGCAGGUGACAAAGUGGCGGUUGUCAUGUCCAACUCUGUCAACGCAAUCGUCCUCUGUCUCGCUACACUUGCAAUUGGAGCUGUUUGGUCAUCAGCAUCGCCAGACCUAGGGUCUAAAGCGAUCAUUGAUCGCUAUAAGCAGAUCGAACCGAGGAUCAUAUUCGUCGAUGACGCAUAUAUAUACGCCGGCAAAAGAAUCUUCCUUGAAGACCGGAUUGCGACCAUCUCACAGGCGCUAUGCAAUGAAAACAAGCACCUCAAGAAUGUGGUGGUCAUACCCUAUUGCGGAGUAUCAAUAAAUAUGUCCAAAAUUCGCAAGGGUUUAUCCUGGGAGGCAUUCUUGAAAAACGGGAGUGGAAGGACGUUAUCGUUUUCACCGCUACAGUUUAGUUCCCCGGCCUUUAUCCUUUUCUCUUCCGGCACGACUGGAACUCCUAAAUGCAUCGUACAUUCUGCUGGUGGCGUGGCACUCAAAGUUAGCACCGAUACACGGCUACAGCAUGAUAUGAGGCCAGGAGAUGUGUUCUUCCAAUAUACAACAACGGCGUGGGUGAUGUGGAUCCUCAAUUUCAUCAAUCUUUCGUCUGGGGCAACAAUGUUCCUCUACGAUGGCUCACCAUUCUACCCUGAACCAGCCGUCUUGCUGGAUCUUGCAGCCAGGCUAGGAGUCACCGUCUUCGGCACUUCACCCCGCUAUCUCUCCGAGAUACGGUCGAGGAACAUUGUCCCACGCGAACAAUACAGCCUUGAUAAGCUGCGAAUAGUAACGUCUACUGGCUCUGUUCUCUCAACGGAUUUGUAUGAAUGGUUCUAUGGCCAGGGAUUCCCUCAGAAGACACAGCUUAUAUCUAUGAGCGGUGGUACAGACAUUGCUGGAAGCUUUGUCGGGGGGUGUCCCAUUCUUCCUGUGUAUCCUGGUGAAAUCCAAGCCAAGUGCUUGGGUAUGGCUACCAACGUCUUCGAUGCUUCUAAGACUGAGCCAGAAUCCAUUGAACUCUCCGGAACCCCUGGCGAGCUGGUUUGCACACAGCCCUUCCCGAGUCAGCCGCUUGCUUUCUACGGCCCCGGUGGCGACGAAAAAUACCGAGGCUCGUACUUCUCGCGGUUUGGAGCUCAUGUAUGGUCUCAGGGGGACUUCAUAAGGUUCCUUCCAGAUACCCAGGGCCUUUUAAUCCUCGGAAGAUCAGAUGGUGUCCUAAAUCCAUCCGGUGUGAGAUUUGGUUCGGCGGAAAUAUAUCAAGUCGUCGAGACUAUACCCGAAAUUUUGGACUCCAUAUGUGUCGGACAGAGACGCUCCUUUGAUGGCGAUGAGAGAGUACUCCUUUUUGUAAAGAUGAAAGUGCCGCAUAUACUGGACACACGACUUGUUGAUUCCAUCAAGGCUGCCAUUAAAGAUAGAUACUCUCCUCGCCAUGUGCCCGCGUAUAUCUUCCAGGUUCAAGAUAUCCCAUACACGGUCAACGGGAAGAAGUGCGAGAUAAAUGUCAAACAAAUUGUGAGCGGCAUGAACACCAAGGUCAGUGGGACCGUUGCAAACCCGGAGAGCUUGAAUUUAUACGGGCAAUACUUUCAUCUGCCAAAUGCAGAAACAGCUAAGCUAUGA
Molecule: messenger RNA, 2052 nt
Organism: Penicillium pulvis
Lineage: Eukaryota; Fungi; Ascomycota; Eurotiomycetes; Eurotiales; Aspergillaceae
Product: acetoacetyl-synthase
Exons: 9
Coding region: 1-2052 (683 amino acids)
Biological process (GO): lipid metabolic process
Cellular component (GO): cytosol
Molecular function (GO): acetoacetate-CoA ligase activity
Source: RefSeq, a predicted model, not a curated record